UCCAUUCAAGUCACUGAGCUCAUGAGAACAACUUAGAACUUUCCUUGUUUGGUUUGUUUUUUCGUUUAUUUCACUUUCAGUCCCUGACAUACGUCAUCGUCUGCCGGCGAACUCGGCAUAAUUAGAGGCAAAUAUUUCAUGUUAGACUUCACUUAAAAGAUAGACUAAUGAGAUUAAUCUUUUGGCCGGAUUCAUUAAAAUAAUCCAAUAAAUUUUAUUGGAAAAAUUGAAAACUUUUCAUUGGUAGAUUACCAAGAUUCCUUUCUAGAGUAUACAAGACAGAUCUUUUGGUCAGGACAUCAGAAACAGGUUGAGGUACGACGGUGACAACUGUGCUGUGUUCUGAAGUAAAAACAGGGCUUCCAAUGGCAGUGCUUCUCUUCCUUUUUACGAUCUUCCUUUGUGUAGUGACCAUAAAUGAGGCAUGCUGGUGCACUCAAGCUCACCCGCAGUCAAGAUUUUGCAGCGCAGAUUUUGCCAUUCGCGCUAAGGUUUUGAACGAGUCUUGGGACAACAGCAGCAGAAUUUAUACCCUCAAGGUCUUCAAAGCCUUCAAGGGGGGCAAGAAAAUUGAACGCGUUGCCGAGAUGCAAAGUGAUACGGGAAAACGCAGGAAAAACGUUGUCCAAGUCACAACAGAGCUCGACUCAGCCGCUUGUGGCGUACGCCUUCAGAUUUCUAAAAUCUACAUUCUGCUCGGCUACGUAGAGAACCAACACCGAAGACCAUACAAAGGAAAGAAAAAGUUGACGAUAGAAUCGUGCCAGUGGCACUCGUUAUGGAACGACACCACUGCUCAACAACGUCGCGGGCUCAAGAGGAUUUAUGGAAAAUACUGCCUGUGUAAUAUUGACAAGUACUGCUUCAAAGAAAGACCAGAGCUCUGCAAAGAUUUGAUUCAAGGAUGCCACUUACAAGGAAGUGAUGAUCGCAUGAAGAAUUGCAGAGCAAAGCAUUCUUACUGCGUGAAAGGCCGCAAAAAAUGUAGAUGGAUCGCGCCUCAAAAGGCCGAUUUAAAAAAAUGCAUGAGUGCUUGAAAAUUUCAUUUCAAAAAAAAAAAAGUGGUCAUCAUUUAGUUCUUUAAGUUGUAAACACACAGAGAGCGACGAAUAGAUCAUGUAUUGGAUCUAAAUUAGAACUAAGCUUUUGUAAAUAGUCUAUAAGUCAGGCUUAUUGUUACGGUUAUUAACCAAAUAGGAACAGACUCGACAAGAAAUUGUUGCUUUACAGUAUUAAGACAAACCCCUUCUAGGAGGGGAUUUCAAUCGCUGCAAUAAAACUGUACUCAGUUUGAAAGUU
Messenger RNA from Pocillopora damicornis (cauliflower coral), 1299 nucleotides. Its product is annotated as metalloproteinase inhibitor 3. Lineage: Eukaryota; Metazoa; Cnidaria; Anthozoa; Scleractinia; Pocilloporidae. Gene Ontology annotation, molecular function: metalloendopeptidase inhibitor activity; protease binding. The record is from RefSeq and is a predicted model, not a curated record. Gene Ontology annotation, biological process: negative regulation of membrane protein ectodomain proteolysis; negative regulation of endopeptidase activity. Gene Ontology annotation, cellular component: extracellular matrix.